Messenger RNA from Leguminivora glycinivorella, 1263 nucleotides. RefSeq names its product transmembrane protein 234 homolog. The transcript is spliced from 4 exons. The record is from RefSeq and is a predicted model, not a curated record. NCBI's taxonomy places the organism in Eukaryota, Metazoa, Arthropoda, Insecta, Lepidoptera, Tortricidae. The coding region runs from base 214 to 615 and encodes 133 amino acids.
CAAAACAUCAACAAAAAGCCAACCUCACAUUCAUCUGUCAUGUUAUUGUCAUUGCUUUAUUAACUUCUACACAAGUUUAUUAUAAUUAUCAAUUUACUAAUUAUUGUUUUGAAGUAAUUAAAAUAAUGAGGAUUACAAGUGAAAGUACUAUUAUCAGCCGCAAAUAAGUGAACCGAAAGUUCACUGCUGUCACCGUUAUCACUAAGUUAUUGCAUGACUCACUGGAUAAUGUUGGACACAAUAGGUCUACUGGUGCUAACGGGGCUCCUAUGGGGUUGCACUAACCCCUUCAUCAAGCGGGGCACGAAAGGUCUUCGCGACGUGAGAGCUAAGACCUGGCCCGCACAGGCGUGGGCUGAGGUCUGCUUUCUACUCGGCAACUGGAGGUACGUGUUACCUUGGCUGGUGAACCAACUGGGCUCACUCGCGUACCUGUUCGCCGUUCGCCGCGCGCCGCUCUCACUAGCCGUGCCGGCAGCCAACGGGUUAGCAUUCGCCGCCACCGCCGCCACUGGCGCUGCGGUCGGGGACCGGCCGCUAGACAAAGGUUCGAUUCUCGGGAUAGUGCUGAUCGUUUCGGGCACGGGGCUAUGCUGCUGGGACCAGGUGGACUAGCGGUUAACAGGUUUUGUGACGUGUUAAUUAUGUGAUAAGAUAUCUAUUAUAUUAUGUAGGGAUGGAUCGUAAGUGCCAGUUCAGACACAGCGGAAACCGCACAGAUGCAAACCGCGCGCGGAUCGACUGCGCGGAUUUUAUUCUAAUAGCAUAGUACUGGAACGUUCACACUACAACCGCGCGGUGUAGUGUGAACGGUCUAGUACUAUGCUAUUAAAAUAAGAUCCGCGCGGUUUCCGCUGUGUCUGAACUAGCACUAAGUUAAGGUAUAUAAAAUCGCCGUCAAAAGAAAUAGGUCCCAAAUUCUGAAAAUGCCAGUCUAUGAAAGUACGAGUAUUAAAACAAAAUAAUUGUUUCCAUAUAAUUUAUUGUUUCUCAUUUAAUUUCUACAUCUAUUUUUUGCAUCUAAAUGUUUCAAUAAAUAUUGCACGUUCAUACGUAUCUUAUUUGAUUAGUUAAUUACAAAUAAAUAGGCACUGGAAAUAAUAUAUUUCGCAAAAUAUAGAAAAUAUACUUAAACACUAUCAGUUGCUUCGGGAGAUGUAGAUUUUUUAUUUAUUUAAUGUUAUGAUAAGAGUACGCAACUCCCGAACACAACUUACCUUAAUGUAUUUAAGUUAUACAUCGAAAUACAAAUAUAUUUUUACU